Haplochromis burtoni (Burton's mouthbrooder) is the source of this 919-nucleotide messenger RNA. Its product is annotated as interferon-induced GTP-binding protein Mx. The annotation marks the transcript as partial. Gene Ontology annotation, molecular function: microtubule binding; GTP binding; GTPase activity. Gene Ontology annotation, biological process: defense response to virus. NCBI's taxonomy places the organism in Eukaryota, Metazoa, Chordata, Actinopteri, Cichliformes, Cichlidae. The transcript has 5 exons. Gene Ontology annotation, cellular component: membrane; cytoplasm; microtubule. The record is from RefSeq and is a predicted model, not a curated record.
AAACAAAACACAUCACUUUUUCUUUCUCUUCCAACCCACGGUCUGCUUUUCACGAAGCAUGUUAUCACUUUGUCCAUUUUUAAUUGUUAUUUUUGUCGUAAGACAAGCUGAGACCAGCAUGAGCACUCUGAACCAGCAGUAUGAUGAGAAGGUCCGUCCCCUCAUCGACCUCAUUGACUCUCUCCGCUCUCUCGGUGUAGAGAAGGACCUGGCACUGCCUGCUAUCGCCGUGAUUGGAGACCAAAGCUCGGGGAAGAGCUCUGUGUUGGAGGCGCUGUCCGGGGUGGCACUGCCGAGAGGCAGCGGUAUUGUGACAAGAUGUCCACUGGAACUGAAGAUGAUGAGAAAGAAGGAAGGAGAGGCGUGGUAUGGAAAGAUAAGCUACCGCGACUUUGAAGAAAAGAUAAAAGAGCCUGCACUCGUCGAGAAAAUGAUUCGAGAAGCUCAACUUAAAUUGAUCGGGAAUGAUACGGGGAUCAGCAGUGAGCUCAUCAGUCUGGAGAUUGCCUCCCCGGAUGUUCCAGACCUUACUCUCAUCGACCUGCCUGGCAUUGCCCGGGUGGCUGUAGAUGGGCAGUCGGCAGACAUUGGUGAUAAGAUUAAAACUAUGAUCCAGACUGUCAUCAGUAAACAAGAAACUAUCAACCUGGUGGUUGUUCCAUGCAACGUGGACAUUGCAACUACAGAGGCUUUGAAUAUGGCUAAGCUGGUGGAUCCUGAUGGAGAGAGGACUUUGGGUAUCUUGACUAAACCUGACCUGGUGGACAAAGGCACAGAAGAGAACGUGGUUAAAAUUGUCCAUAAUGAAGUCAUCCCGCUGAAGAAGGGCUACAUGGUGGUCAAAUGCAGGGGUCAGAAGGAGAUCACAGAGAAGGUUUCACUUUCUGAAGCACUAAAAAAUGAGGAAGCCUUCUUCAAA